Molecule: messenger RNA, 22510 nt
Organism: Anneissia japonica
Lineage: Eukaryota; Metazoa; Echinodermata; Crinoidea; Comatulida; Comatulidae
Exons: 119
Coding region: 133-22170 (7345 amino acids)
Molecular function (GO): protein binding
Source: RefSeq, a predicted model, not a curated record
GUAACAGGAGAGAACAUUUGUUGCUAUUGCAAGCCCAAGUAUCUGAUUUGUAUUACAACAGAGAGUCCUACAUCAACACCACCCCCGACGACAAAAACAUCAUCCGUAACAACAACUGUAACAACAACAACUAUGACCCCAACUUACACCACAACAGUGACAGAAACUACUUUAGUAACAACAGAAGUUCCAUGUUUGGAGCCAUUGAUCUCUGAUAACAUCAAGUAUCCUUCAACUAUUGAGUAUUCAUCAUUGUCAGCUGGACUUACACCCACUCUUGAUAUAAGUGAAAAUCAAUGGAGUACUGAGUUGUCCGAAAACCAGUACGUUCGCAUCACAUUCGAGGAUCCUGUCUAUGUCACCGGUGUUCGAGUUUUUGGAGAAGGAAAUAUUGUCAGAAGAUAUAGGAUGCUCUAUGGCAUGUCAGUGGAUAAUCUAGAAUAUGUGAUGGAUACAGAAUCACUCUCUAGUUAUGGAAUUCCAGCAUCAAAGAAGGUAUUUGAAGUACCAAGCUCUGAAGCAAUUUUACAGUUAGGCAGCUACAAUAUUGAAGCUAGAGUAGUGGUCAUUGAGCCAGUGUACUUGGGUGUUAGACUUCAGAUGAAACUUGAGCUGUACGGUUGUCCAUCUAGCAUUGUAUAUACAACACCAGAACCACCAACUACGACAGAACCAACAACAGUUGAAAUUACUACAGAGCUACCUACUACAAUGGAACCAACUACUCUAGUUUGUCCAGACUGUCGUUGUCAAGAAGACUGCUACCACGAAUUUUUCUGUCCAGAGGUAGCAGGUCUACCCGAAAAAUGUAGUCGUUGCGAAUGUCCAGAAGGAACUUCACGUUUGAACAACGGCAUGUGUCUUGUUCCAGCCGAACACUGCUCUUGUUUAAAUGAGGCAACCAACGAGUACAUGCAAGCUGGUGAUACAUGGUUAGAAGGCGAGUGCUUUUCAUGUGUUUGUUCAGAGGAACACGAGAAACAUUGCGAAAAUACCUGCUAUACUACUGUUGUAACAACUAUCAAACCAACAACUAAAAGAGUUACAACAAUGUUUCCAACAACUGAACUACCAACAACUUUUCAACCAACAACCAUGAAACAAUCAACUACAACGCCUUGUAUUGAGGGAUCUGUAACCGUGCAAGAUGAUUGUAAUUCCUGUGCAUGUAUCAAUGGUGAAAUAUUAUGUGGUAUGGCCUGCAACAAAGAUCCAAAAAGUUGUCCUGAGGGUGAAAUGUUGGUUGACCCUGGUAAUGAAUGUUGUCAUUGCAAACCUAUAACAACAACUGCAUUUCCUACCACAGAAACAGUUUGCUGUCCAGACUUCACUAUUGGAGAGCCUAGCUGCUGUAAGAACAUGGAAGAAUGUAGCAUUGAUCCUGUAUACAGCUGUGGUGUCGGAUGUGUAUGUGAUAGUCCUUUGGUGUUCAAUGGAACAAAUUGUGUCUUCCCAAUGGAUUGCCUUUGUCUGGAUGAGAGAGGCAUUUACCAUCAGCCAUUGGACACUUGGGAGGAUCCUGACGACCAUUGUUCAACAUGUAGAUGCUUCAACGAUGAGAUAAACUGUGAGAGAAGACCUUGUUCGCAGGAGCCUAAUUGUCAUGAGAGUGCACAAUAUUAUCCAGAUGGAGCCUGUUGUCCAGAAUGUAGAGUAACCACGCCAUUGCCAACUACCACAACAGAAAUACCAACUACUACGACGGAAAUGCCAACAACAACAACCGAGAUACCAACUACUACAACUAUGAUGCCUACCACCACAACUGAGGUGCCAACAACAACUACUAUGACAACCGUUGAACCAGAAUGUGUGGAUCAGAUUCGUAACCUGCAAGAAAACCUGGAGAACAUGCGUAUGACUGAUACUGGAGAAGACUCAGAAGGUUUAACAAAGGCUGGUAGCUGGAACCCAACAAGCAAUGCAUACUUGGAAGUCACCUACUCCCUUAAGGUUAUUCUUACUGGUGUAGAAAUCACUAGUAACGAGGCUGCAACUGUUAGCUUUACUGUAACAUUGUCGACAGUGUCUGACCCACAAGGUUAUCAAAUUACCGAUGACAAUGGAACUCCAAUGGAGUUUGUGAAAGAACUGAGCGGAAACAGUGCCACUGAUAGAGUGUUGUUUUCUGAAUUUGGCAUUUCAGAUGUAUCUUCAGUUGUGAUAUCUUUCACUGAUGUUUCCUCGCCAUCUCUUUUAUUAGCUAUUGAAUUUGUUGGGUGUAUAGAGACAGUGUAUACAACACCUUAUAAACCAACAACAUCAGAACCAUCUACAACAGAGUUGCCAACAACUACGGAAUUACCAACAACUACAGAGCUUCCAACGACCACAGUGGUUCCAACCACUACGACGCUGCCAACUACCACAGAACUUCCUACUACAAUACAGCCUACAACAACACCAAUGCCCACUACACCACCAUGUAAGCACAACAAAAUUCCAUCUGACUGUUACUGUACUUCGACAUGCGAUGAUAUUGCUGAAGGAAUCACUCAGUGCAUAACUACCGAAUGCGUCCCUGGAUGCAAUUGUCCUGAAGGGAUGGUAGAAGAAAGUGGUGUUUGCAUCACCAGAGAGGAGUGCCCAUGUUAUGAUAGAGAAACGGAUCAAGUAUACCCUUACGGUGAAACAUGGAAAAAGGCCUGUGAAACAUGUGUAUGCAAUGCAGAAGGAAUUCAAUGUCAAAUAGAUCGUUGCCACAUCCGAGAAUGCCCUGAGGGUCAUGUUAAGGUUGAUAAUCGUAACGAAUGCUGUUAUUGCGAACCGGUGUCAACUACGUUGCUACCAACAACUAUCAUGCCAUGUGUACCUCCAUUCGAAUACCGUGAGUUCUGCGAAUGUCAUGAGACAUGCGAAUCUCUGCUAUCGGGCUAUGAAUGUACCGAGGUCAACUGUAGAAGUGGCUGCCACUGUCCAUCGGGCACCAUUCGUGAAGGGGAUAGAUGCGUUGUACCUGCGGAAUGCCCAUGUAUGCAUGGCAACCAGAGAUUACAAUAUGGCGAAACUGUUUGGGAGAGUGCUUGCGAAAAAUGCGUAUGUCAAGAAAACCAGGUCAUGAACUGUACCAAGACUUGUGAUAAAGUCUGUGCUGAUAAUGAGGUACUAAUGUCACCGGAACAUGGUUGUUGCUACUGUACGAGAAUUACAACAAUUAACCCAACAACGCUGUCAACACUGAUCACUACUAUAACAACAAGUAAUGUCACUGAAAUGACAACUCCAUCAAUAUGUGAGGGAUGCGUCAUUGAUGGCGAAUGUGUUGGGAUUGGUACAAAAUGGUCAGAUGAAGAUAACUGUAAAGAGUGUGAAUGCACAAUUAACAAUCUUGAAGUCUGUACAGUCACUGAAUGCGCGAAUACAAACUGUCUGGAGGGCCAAUUUCCGUACAAGCUACCCGGUGAAUGUUGUGAAAGAUGCUAUAAUAACCAAUGUGUACCUCCUAUGUAUCCAUGUGAUCCGGGUAACUGUACAAACAGUUUCAACGUUUGCGAUGGUAAAUGUGAUUGCAGUAGGUGCCGUGAUGAAAGCAAUUGCCCAGAAACCACAACAGUUUCAACAACAAGUGAAUCUACUACAACACCAUAUCGUCCACCAUGUGUUCCUCCCGAGCAUCAGGUACCAUGUGAACCCGGUACAUGCCGAGAAGAUGUUUGCCAGAGUGUAGAAUGCGAAGAAUAUUCAGAACUUUGCUGUGCCUGCGAAGGAGAUCGUGUCUACAAUGGAACACAUUGUAUCCCUAAACAUAAUUGCCACUGUAUUUAUGAAGGCCACCGCUAUAAUGUUGGAGAAAAAUGGUCACCUGAACAUUGCAGGGAAUGUAUAUGUGAAGGAACAAUUGUUGAAUGCUACGACCAGACUAAUUGUAUAACAACAACAGUAAUGCCAACAACAAUGCAAAUUUCCACUACAGAAGGGGUAUGUGAUGACAACUGUGACUGCUACAUGGACUGCAAUGGGCAUAUUGAUUCCACCUGUAUGUUCAAUAGACCGGAUCAUUGUACACAUUGUAAAUGUAUACCGCCAAAGGUCCAAGGCAAUAAUUACUGUGGUGUGCCAACUGAUGAAACUUGUACUACGACCCUAUCACCAACGACAGCUCCACCAACGACUAUCAUUACAACAACUCAGCUUCCAACAACCACAGUGUGCACCAUACCUUGUAAGACAGAAAUAAGCUGCGAGGAAUAUGACUUGGGAGUAUUGAACAGUGAUGAUUUAUUUGAUCUUGUGCUAAGCCGCGUCGAUGUCAGUUGUCUCGUUAAUGACUGCCUCUGCCCAGCUGGAUCUUACAUGCUUUACCAUUCAGACUCAAGAGCUAUUUGUAUAAGCAAUGAAGGCAGAGAGCAAUGUAAUUGUGAGGAGGACUAUUAUGCAGGAGAUUGUGAGUUCUGCGAGUGCCGAUAUGACGAGAUAUUUCUAGGCUACCGCUACGAAUGUAGCAGAGUAUGCCGAUUAACCAAAGCAGAUUGUGCAGAGAAUGAGGUUUUAGUUGAUGAUGGUGUGAACUGCUGUUCUUGCGUUCCUACAACAACAACGGUCACAACAGUACAAACAACCAUCACGCCAACUCAAACAACUACAGUUACAACUAAGAUGACCACAAGAAUGCCAACAACAGAAUUGCCAACUACCGCAGAGCUGCCAACUACCACAAAGGUACCGACCACCACCGAAAUAUCAACAACAUCCGUAGUGCCCACCACAACAAUGUGGCCGACUACCACUGAAAUUCCAACAACAACCACAAUGCCAACUACGACGAUGUGGCCAACCACCACAAAAAUGCCAACAACUACCAAAAUUCCAACUACAACAGAGUGGACAACCACUCCUAAAAUGCCAACAACCACUACCAGAAUGCCAACGACACCAGAAUGGAUAACCACUACUAAAAUGCCGACAACUACCAUGAUGCCAACCACGACUACAAAAUUGCCACCCACAACAGAGUGGUUAUCAACACAGAAAUCGACAACUUUAGUACCAACUACAGAAGAACCAACAACAGUUACGGUCACAACACACGAGCCUACAACAUCAGCUACUACCACUCAAGAGACAACAACAAUGGGUAGUACCACGCGUGUGACAACAGUUACCACUAAACCAACAACAACGACGAUGACUACGGUGACAUCUAGUCCAACAACCACCAUGAUUGUUAAGACCACAACACCUGAACCAUCAACUACCCCACCAGCUGUAUGUGGUGAAGAGCUACAGGAACUGGACAUCCUAGACCAAGAAAGGACUUUUGGUGAUGGCGAAGUUGACAUCAGUCAUUCCACUAAACUUGAUAGCCAAAAUCCAUGGAUUCCAGAUUUGUCCUCAAUCAACUCCGUUAAGACUGCCUUCACUCUCCCAGUGGUGUUGGCAAAAUUAAGAAUAGCAACAAGUGGGUUCAUAGGUACCCUUUCAGUCACUCUUGAAUGGACGUUGUCUGAAACAAAAAAAACAGGAAUAUUGAUGGAUGGUGACGGUCAGAAAAAGGUCAUUGUAUUUGAAGUAAAAGAUGGUGAAAUUGCUAAGUUUAUCCCGUCAUCUGAGAUGCCUGAGGUUGAUGAUGUCACUGUUACCUUCAAUGAAUUACCUACUAGGGUUGGCACCGGCUCCUUAACAUUUGAUUUUACUGGAUGCGUUGCUGAAGUUGAAACCACUUCUGUAGUAACUACUGAAGUGACCACAACACCAACAACUACCACUUCUGAGACAACCAAGAUGACAACCAAGGUGUUAACUACACCUUAUAUUUCAACAACCACUAGGACUACGAAGAUCACAACUAUUACAAAACCACCGUGUCAAGAUCAACUUGGAAUGGACCUUGACUUGGAAGGUGAACGUACAACCUCUGACGGAGUGGAGUUUGCAGACGCCACUAAAUUCAACUCUGAUGUCGAACCAUGGUUCCCAAGUAUCUCAGAGUCCUACCCAUAUGUUGAGGUCACAUUUAGUACACCAGUCAGGGUUACUGCCGUUGCUACCCUACUUGUAUCAGACCUUGGAGACUUAUCAGGCGUCAAGAGCUUUGAAUUGUCAUACACAACAGACGAUAUAGAGUUUGUGUUUGUAAAAGAUUCUGAUGAUCCUACAGCUGAAAAAUUGGUGUUUGUUGUCAAUGAACCUGUUGCUGGUAGCACAGAUGAGCGUGCAGUGACUCUUCUUGUGGAUGAGUUGCGGAAUGUUGCUAAACUUCGAUAUCACAUUAAGGAAGGGUAUGAUUCAAAUCCACCUGUGCAGGUUGAAAUCUUAGGAUGUGCGGAAACUGUUCCAACUGUCACUACAGUCUUCACGCAAACAACAACCAUUACUGAACCACCGACAACCACAACUGAGAUUCCAACAACCACAACGGAGAUGCCUACAACCACAACGAUGUUGCCAACAACCACAACAGAAAUGCCUACAACCACAACGAUGUUUCCAACAACCACAACAAUGUUGCCAACUACAACAACUGAGAUGCCAACGACUACAACCAUGUUGCCAACCACCACCACAACAGAAAUGCCUACGACCACAACGAUGUUGCCAACAACCACAACAAUGUUGCCAACUACAACAACUGAGAUGCCAACGACUACAACCAUGUUGCCAACCACCACAACAAUGUUGCCAACGACCACAACACAGAUGCCAACCACUACUAUUCGUGAAUGUGUGGAACCCCUAAGUACAAUAAAUGACAACUUGGAAAGUGAGCGAAAUACAGACGGUGGUGAGGAUGUCAUUGGUAUCACUCAUGUUGAAUCAUCUGGUUGGAAUCCAGAUAUUAACUCAUUCCUCGAGGUUGUGUACUCACAACCUCUAAAAGUAACAGGUGUUGAAAUUACUAGUCAGAAAGCUGCAACUAUAAGCUUCACCAUUUCAUACAAACAGCGUGGUAGUGAUGUUGUGAAAGAAAUUACUGAUGAUAACAAUGAUUUAGUGGAGUUUGCAAAGGAACUUAGGGGAGAUGGUUUGACAGACAGGGUACUUUUCUCCGAAGAAGGCAUUCUUGAUGUUACCUUAAUAACUUUGACUCUGACUGAUGUUCCAACUGAGGACAUACAGGUGGCGAUUGAAUUUGUUGGCUGUAUUGAAAAAGUUUAUACAACAACGGAAAUGCCAACAACCACAACAAUGUUGCCAACUACAACAACAAUGUUGCCAACAACCACAACAGAGAUGCCAACAACCACAACACUGUUGCCGACAACCACAACUGAGAUGCCAACAACCACAACAAUGUUGCCAACUACAACAACAAUGAUGCCAACAACCACAACGGAGAUGCCAACAACCACAGCUGAGAUGCCAACAACUACAACAAUGUUGCCGACAACCUCAACUAAGAUGCCAACAACUACAACAAUGUUGCCAACGACGACCAAAACGGAGAUGCCAACAACCACAACGAUGUUGCCUACAACCACAACAAUGUUGCCAACAACCACAACAAUGUUGCCAACUACUACAACAAUGUUGCCAUCAACAACAACAACUAUAAUCCCAACGACCACAACACAGAUGCCAACCACUACUAUUCGUGAAUGUGUGGAACCACUAAGUACAAUAAAUGACAACUUGGAAAGUGAGCGAAAUACAGAAAAUGGUGAGGAUGUCAUUGGUAUCACGCAUAUUGAAUCAUCUGGUUGGAAUCCAUUUAUUAAUUCUUUCCUCGAGGUUAUGUAUUCGCAACCUCUAAAAGUAACAGGUGUUGAAAUUAAUAGUAAGAAAGCUGCAACUAUAAGCUUCACCGUUUCAUACAAACAGCGUGGUAGUGAUGUUGUGAAAGAAAUUACUGAUGAUAAUAACGUACUAGUGGUGUUUACAAAAGAUCUUAGCGGAGAUAAUUUGACAGACAGGGUACUUUUCUCCGAAGAAGGCAUUCUUGAUGUCACCUCAAUAACUUUGACUCUGACUUAUGUUCCAGCAGAGGGCAUACAAGUGACGAUUGAAUUUGUUGGUUGUAUUGAAAAAGUCUAUACUACAACGGAGAUGCCGACAACCACAACAAUGCUGCCAACUACAACAACAAUGCUGCCAACAACUACAACGGAGAUGCCAACAACCACAACAAUGUUGCCAACAACCACAACAGAGAUGCCAACAACUACAACAGAGAUGCCAACAACCACAACAAUGUGGCCAACUACAACAACAAUGUUGCCAACAACCACAACAGAGAUGCCAACAACUACAACAGAGAUGCCAACAACCACAACAUUUUUGCCGACAACCACAACUGAGAUGCCAACAACUACAACAAUGUUGCCAACGACCACAACUGAGAUGCCAACAACUACAACCGAGAUGCCUACAACCACAACAGUAUUGCCAACUACAACAACUAAGAUGCCAACAACUACAACGAUAUUGCCAACAACCACAACAAUGGUGCCAACUACAACAACAAUGCUCCCAACAACAACAACUAUGAUGCCAACGACCACAACACAGUUGCCAACCACUACUAUUCGUGAAUGUGUGGAACCUCUAAGUACAAUAAAUGACAACUUGGAAAGUGAGCGAAAUACAGAAAAUGGUGAGGAUGUCAUUGGUAUCACUCAUAUUGAGUCAUCUGGUUGGAAUCCAAUAAUUGAUUCGUUCCUCGAGGUUGUGUAUGCACAACCUCUAAAAGUAACAGGUGUUGAAAUUAAUAGUAAGAAAGCUGCAACUAUAAGCUUCACCGUUUCAUACAAACAGCGUGGUAGUGAUGUUGUGAAAGAAAUUACUGAUGAUAAUAACGUACUAGUGGUGUUUACAAAAGAACUUAGCGGAGCUAGUUUGACAGACAGAGUACUUUUCUCUGAAGAAGGCAUUCUUGAUGUUACCUCAAUAACUCUGACUCUGACUGAUGUUCCAGCAGAGGACAUACAAGUGACGAUUGAAUUUGUUGGUUGUAUUGAAAAGGUUUAUACCACAACGGAGACGCCAACAACAAUGUUGCCAACAACCACAGCUGAGAUGCCGACAACCACAACAGAGAUGCCGACAACCACACCAAUGACAACAACUGUAACAACUAAAGAAACAACUACUCCAGUAACAACAACAACUGAAACAACAAUUGUUACUACUGAAGAGAAAACAACGCAGAUUACAACAAAGAGGACAACAGAACUCACCACACAGACUCCUCAUGUAACCACAACUGAGAUGACCACAACCAAUGCUGUCACAACUGUAGAGCCUACAGAGACCACAACCAGGGCUGUCACCACAUCGCGUAUAACAACUAUAUCAUAUCCUUGCUCUGAUGACUUGUUUGAAGAGGACCAUCUAGAGAUUGUGAAACGUGUCGAUGGUGAGCAGGUACUCGAGGGAGACCAACCAUGGGAAGUAGAAGCCACGUCUUCACCUGCUGUAUUAGUUCUAGAGUUCAAUGAGCCAACAAGGGUUACUGGUCUUAAGCUAGAUGAUCUUCAAAGUGGAGCUACUUCCAUCGUGUUCAAUGUAGAUGGUAUUGAAGCUGGAUUUACAGAGUAUAAGUCUCUUGCAGAGGAUCAAGAAAUGUCAAAGGAAGACCCAUCAGAUAAUACUCCGGUUGUCAGAUUACCUGAUGAGGAAGUAUAUGUGACUCACCUGUCAAUCACUAUUACCAGUAUAGAGGGAUCUGCCGGCAGCACUGCCUCCAUUGCACUAACAAUAUUUGGUUGCUACAAGACAAGAACAACGGAAGCACCACCAACUACUCAACAGACAACUGCCACCACAACUGAGACUACCACAGUACCAACAACAACAAUGGAACCAACAACAACUGAGUCUACCACAUCUACGGUUACCACAGUUCAUACGACAACAGAAGUUACUACUGAACUUACUACUACGACAGUCACUGCUGUAACAACACCAUUACCUUGUAAUGAUCUCCUAAAUAUGGAGGAGGACCUGAAGAUCAACAGCUAUGUAAAUGAUCAAUUGUUGGAUGAAAAUGAAGCGUAUCUGCCAGUUAAUGGUGGUCUCGAAGUGCAUUUUGACCAAGAUGUCGAACUAACAGCCAUUGUUAUCAAUGAUAAAAUUAUCAACAGUGAUUUCUAUCUCAGCUUCAAUAUUGAAGUUCAGUAUGAAAACUCAGAGGAAUUUGUCGAACUUGGAAGUGUGUUCGAAAAAACUGUUAAUGUGGACAGAGUGCCCGUCUCUGCAGAUGGGGAGAUUGUUGCUCUUAAAUUCAAUGUGGUUGACUUUGAAAAUGUUGACCUUGAAGAUUUGCUUUUGAUCCUACAAUUUUACGGAUGUUUUGAAGCAGUUACUGAAACAACGAUUCAGACAACAACAGAAACAACAACUACAGAACUGCCAACAACUACAACUAUGCCGACCACAACCACUAAAACUACAACAGUUGAGACAACCACCAUGACACCAACAGAGACUACCACCAAGGCAACAACGCAUGUAUCAACGACAAUUAAGCCGACCACAACUCCAGCACCUACAACUACCACUGAAAUGCCAACAACCACAACAGAGGUGCCAACAACUACAACUGUGUUGCCAACAACCACAACAAUGUUGCCAACUACCACAACUGAAAUGCCAACAACUACAACAAUGUUGCCAACAACUACAACAAUGUUACCAACUACAACAACAGAGAUGCCAACAACAACAACAAUGUUGCCAACAACCACAACAGAGAUGCCAACAACUACAACAGAAGUACCAACCACCACAACAGAGAUGCCGACAACCACAACAGAAAUGCCAACUACAACAACAGAGAUGCCAACAACUCUCCGUGAAUGUGUUGAAACUCUGAGGACCAUCAAAGAUCGUUUGGAAAGAGAACGUAGUACAGAGGCUGGUGAAGAUGACAGUGGUAUCACUCACAUUGGAUCAUCAGGAUGGAAUCCAAGUAUUGAUUCAUUCCUCGAGGCUGUGUAUUCACAACCUUUGAAAGUAACAGGUGUUGAAAUUAACAGCAAGAAAGCUGCAAUUAUAAGCUUUACUGUUUCAUACACAAAACGAGGUAGUGAUGUUGUAGAACAGAUUGUUGAUGAUAAUGGAUCUCCAGUGGUCUUUGAAAAGGAGCUUAGCGGAAAUGGUUUGACCGACAGACUGUUGUUCUCUAAUGAAGGAAUUCUUGAUGUAACCACUAUCAAAAUAACUUUAACAAAUGUUCCAGAUGACGAAAUUAAGGUGACAUUUGAAUUUGUUGGUUGUAUUGAAAAUGUAUAUACAACCAUAAUGCCUACAAGUACGACAGAGAUGCCUACAACUACAACAGAGAUGCCAACAACCACUACUGAGAUACCGACAACCACAAUUAUGCCAACCACCACAACAGAGAUGCCAACAACUACAACAAUGUUGCCAACAACCACAACACUGUUACCGACAACCACAACAGAGAUGCCAACCACUACAACAAUGAUGCCAACAACCACAACAGAAAUGCCAACCACAACAACAGAAAUGCCAACCACAACGACAGAAAUGCCAACCACAACGACAGAAAUGCCAACCACAACGACAGAAAUGCCAACAACCACAAUUUUAUCCACCACCGUCAAAACAACAACUUUAACCCCAACCACAACUAUGACUACAAUCAGGACAACCACUACGGAGACAACUACCCCGCCUACAACAACUGAACUUCCAACUACUACACAAAUGCCAACAACAAAGACUACAACUGUCACAACCAGAGAAACAACUCGAGUGACAGAGAUUUGUGUUGAUGAUCUUGGAAUGGAAGUAGGUCUUGACCUUAGUCGAUAUCUAGAGGAUGACACAAAGCUUAAUGAAGAAGAUGCUUGGCAUCCCACCGACGAAUUGAAAACUCUUAUCGUGAGCUUUAAUCAGCCAACAAGGGUUACAAAGAUUGUCAUGUCCAGUAUUGAAGAUGUAAGCAAUAUAGUCGUGAAUGUUGAAUACCUUAGUGAGGAUACCAAUGAAUACAUAUCUUUGGGAGAGGGGUUCUCUGUUGACAAACUCAUUGCAUCAAGUAAAUUUGAAGCAAUUAAUUUACCAGAGAUGCCUAACACAAGACAGAUUCUUAUAACACUUAUUUCCGUGGACAUAGAAAGUUUACCAGCUUUUGACACCACCUUCUUUGGCUGCUUUGAAAGAGUGGAAACAACUUUGAAGACGACAACUGAGAUUACUACACCAACAGAGAUGCCAACAACUACGACAACAAUGAUGCCGACAACCACAACAGUGAUGCCAACAACCACAACAAUGUUGCCAACAACGACCACAAUGUUGCCAACGACCACAACGGAGAUGCCAACAACCACAACUAUGUUGCCAACAACCACAACAUUGUUGCCAACUACAACAACAGAGAUGCCACCAACUACAACUGUGUUGCCAACAACCACAACAACAUUGCCAACUACAACAACUGAAAUGCCAACAACUACAAUAAUGUUGCCAACAACCACAACAAUGUUACCAACUACAACAACAGAGAUGCCAACAACUACAACAAUGUUGCCAACCACCACAACAAUGAUGCCAACGACCACUACUGAAAUGCCAACAACCACAACUAAGAUGCCAACAACUACAACAAUGUUGCCAACAACUACUCCUAUUCACGAAUGUGUUGAAUCUCUGAGGACCAUCAAAGAUCGUUUGGAACGAGAACGUAGUACAGAAGCUGGUGAAGAUGUCAGUGGUAUCACUCAUAUUGGAUCAUCAGGAUGGAAUCCAAGUAUUGAUUCAUUCCUCGAGGCUGUAUAUUCACAACCUUUGAAAGUAACAGGUGUUGAAAUUAACAGCAAGAAAGCUGCAAUUAUAAGCUUCACUGUUUCAUACACAAAACGUGGUAGUGAUGUUGUAGAACAGAUUGUUGAUGAUAAUGAAUCUCCAGUGGUGUUUGAAAAGGAGGUUAGUGGAGAUGGUUUGACCGACAGACUACUUUUCUCUAAUGAAGGAAUUGAUGAUGUAACCUCUGUCAAAAUAACUUUAACAAAUGUUCCCGAUGAAGAAAUUCAGGUGACAUUUGAAUUUGUUGGUUGUAUUGAAAAUGUAUAUACAACCAUAAUGCCUACAACUACAACAGAGAUGCCAAUAACCACAGCAGAGAUGCCAACAACCACUACUGAGAUACCGACAACCACAAUUAUGCCAACCACCACAACAGAGAUUCCAACAACUACAACAAUGUUGCCAACAACAACAAUGAAUCCAACGACCACAACGGAGAUGCCAACAACCACAACAAUGUUGCCAACUACAACAACUGAGAUGCCAACAUCUACAACUACAAUGAUGCCGCCGACAACAAGAGAGAUGCCAACAACCACAACAAUGUUGCCAACAACAACCACAAUGUUACCAACUACAACAACAGAGAUGCCAACAACUACAACAAUGUUGCCAACCACCACAACGAUGAUGCCAACGACCACUACUGAGAUGCCAACGACUACGACUGAGAUGCCACCAACCACAACAAUGUUACCAACUACAACAACAGAGAUGCCAACAACUACAACAAUGUUGCCAACCACCACAACAAUGAUGCCAACGACCACUACUGAAAUACCAACAACAACAACUGAAAUGCCAACAACUACAACAAUGUUGCCAACAACUACAAAAAUGAUUCCAACAACUACUCCUAUUCAUGAAUGUGUUGAAUCUCUGAGGACCAUCAAAGAUCGUUUGGAACGAGAACGUAGUACAGAGGCUGGUGAAGACAACAGUGGUAUCACUCAUAUUGGAUCACCCGGAUGGAAUCCAAGUAUUGAUUCAUUCCUCGAGGCUGUAUAUUCACAACCUUUGAAAGUAACAGGUGUUGAAAUUAACAGCAAGAAAGCUGCAAUUAUAAGCUUCACUGUUUCAUACACAAAACGUGGUAGUGAUGUUGUAGAACAGAUUGUUGAUGACAAUGAAUCUCCAGUGGUGUUUGAGAAAGAGCUUAGUGGAGAUGGUUUGACCGACAGACUACUUUUCUCUAAUGAAGGAAUUGAUGAUGUAACCUCUAUCAAAAUAACUUUAACUAAUGUUCCAGUUGAAGAAAUUCAGGUGACAUUUGAAUUUGUUGGUUGUAUUGAAAAUGAGUACACAACAAUGAUGCCAACUACAACUAAGACUACCGUAACCACUGUCCAUACAAGUACUAUGCCACCGACAACUUUUGUAACCACUGAACAGUAUACAACCUCAGUUGUCCCAACAACAACUGGUGUUGUGACAACAACACUUCUGCCAAUGACUACAAGAAUUACCACCAUCUCUACAACACCUGAAUGUGGCCCCCACGAAGAAUAUAAGUGUGGAUGUACUAACAACUGCCGUACUGUUGCCCACAAUGGUAACGCAUGCAACGAUCAACCAUGUCUUGAGGGAUGUCAUUGCAAACCUGGGUAUGUUCGUGAAAACGGUCAAUGCAUUCGUGAUUACGAGUGUCCAUGUUAUUACCAAGGCGUUGUCUACGAUUAUGGAGACGAGGUUGACAUUGGUGAGUGUGAUGUUGUGUACUGCACAGCUAACACUACAGCUCCAAUAGAAGACCACGAAAGAAUAAAGUUGUGCAAAAUUGAUUCCUGUCAGGAGGGUUACCAGCUUGUUGAACCUGUCAAUGAAUGUUGCCGAUGUGAACCAAUAUGUGGACCAGGAUUUGAAUGGGAUGACUACUGCGUGUGUCACAUGACUUGCGAAAACAAGAACCCAGUGUGUGACCAGGAGGUUUGCAGUCCAGGCUGUAAAUGUCCAGACAACUUGUAUUUUAACGGAACUCAUUGUGUUGAAAACUGCAAAUGUGACAAUGAAGAUCAUGGGCCAAACGACGUAUGGUAUCCGGAAAAUUGUAAAGUCUGUAGGUGGAGUAACUAUGAAAUGUGUGAAAAGGAAUGCGAAGAAUAUUGCCCACUUACUAAUGACAACUGCGAAGAAGGGUAUGUUUUGGAAAAUGAUCCUGAAGAUGGUGAAUGUUGUAGUUGUAAUAUUAUAUCACGCUGCGUUUACAAUAAUGUAAUCCACAAAGUUGGCGAUUCGUGGAGCGUAAACGACUGCAAGACAUGUGAAUGCGUUGGUAUUGAAAGUAUUGAGUGUGAAACAAUAUCCUGUUCACAUGUUGUUUGUGAACCCGGUCAACACCCUGUGUCAGUUAUUGGAGAGUGCUGUGAUGUAUGUGUGGGAACCACAACGACUGUCUUGCCUACCACUGUGGCUGAAACGACAAUGUUGCCAACAACGACACUACCAACAACGACAACGCUGCCAACAACGACAACUCUUCCACCAACAACACUUCCACCAACAACAACCACUUUACCAUCCACCACAGAGAUUCCAACUUGCUCCAAGUUGUGUGAUGAUGGAAGUAUGCUUUAUAGUGAUAGCCUCAUUUGCAAUGGCGAAUGGAAUUGUCCAAAUGGAGAAGACGAAGAAGGAUGUGAAGGUUCUGAAACAACAACACUUGCUUCUACUACUGCUAAUGUUCCACAAACAACAAAAUAUCCGCGCUGCCCAUCAACAUGUGAUUAUGCCCUAACAUGUCAAGAGCGUGCAGAAAUGCCAUUUGGCGGCAUUUGGAAUAGUGCGAUAUCUAUAAAUCCGCCAUUUGAAUGCGCCCUGCUUCCAUUUAAUGCACUAUGUAGCUGUGCUCCGGGUGCUGAGCGUGAUGAUGGGAACAAUGAAGACGCAUUUUUUAAUUUGAUCGCUGGAUUACCUGGUAACACAGGGAUGUGUGUCAGCCUUGAGGAGGAAGACUGCGGUGGAGAGUGUCUAUUAGAUGAGAACACUAUUAUUACUGAAGGAAACACUGUUACACGCAACGAGUGUGAGGUUUGUGAAUGUGUGGAAGAUGACACUCUUAACAAACUUGUUGCUCAGUGCACAAAGCAAUGUGAUUUGACAGAGGAAGACUGUUCCCAGGAUGGGCUGGUUUUGUACAAGCCAAUAGGAGAAUGUUGUGAAUGUGCUGAACAACGAGCAACGGAGCCACCAACAAAUGUCUGUAAUGAUGAGUGUGUCAUCGAGCUGUCUUGCAAUGAGAUGAGUUCUUUAGCUAUACCGUUUGAUAUGAAUUUCGAUUGCGGCCUAUGUGACUGUCCUUCAGGAACCGUCUUGGAUCGCCAAUGGAAAACUCCAAUGUGUCUGCGAAAACCUGUCUGUGACAAUAUGUGUGAAUAUAUGGGCGUUGUGUACGAGGCUGGAGAAUCAGUGAAUGUUGCUUGUCAAGUGUGUACUUGUGCAGAUCCACAAGAAAUUGGCUCAUAUUCAUGGGAUUGUCAAGUUUCCACAGAAUCAGAGUGUACUACUACACCAACAGAACUCUGUGAUCCUAUAUGUCAUCAUACUUUUACAUGUGAUGAACAAGCUGAUGUGACGAUUGGAAAUGGAUGGAAGCCGUCUUAUGUUCCUCCAGCUGAUUUAUUUAAAUGUAUAUAUACAACAUGCAGUUGUGCACCAGGUUAUGAAAAAGAUGAUCAGAGUAACCCAGAUUUCUUGCAACUAUUCCCACUGUACACCUUCUCAGCAAGUUUUUACUGUGUUGGAAUUGAGGAAUUAACUUGUGAUAAUGACAAGUGUUUGUUAGAUAGCAGCACAAUCUUACAGGUCGGAGAGGAGUAUGAACGUAGCGAAUGCGAAAUCUGUGAAUGUGUCUACAGUGACAGCAAACAGAAGCAUGUAGCUGAAUGCAGUUAUCAAUGCUCGUUGACGAAAUCUGAUUGUGAAUCAGUCGGAAAAGUUUUGUAUCAACCUACAUACGGGUGUUGUGAAUGCCGUGCGAUUGAAGGACCAACUACUGUCAUUCCUUCUCUCUGUAAGCACAAUGGUGACAUAUAUUUGCCCGGUGAGACAUAUACACAGUCUUGUCAGGAAUGUACCUGUGAGGAAGAUGGAUCAGGAGUGUAUGACUGGAGUUGUGAAACACAACCUGGCUGUUCUUCUGGACCUUGUGUACCUGGUUCAACAAUGGAGGUUGCAGGGAAUUGUAAGAUUUGCGAAUGUAAUGCCGAGACUGGCGAAUAUGAUAUGAACUGCCAAGAUACUUGUACACGUACUUGUCGGGAGAACUUUGAACUUGUUACUGGACCAAACAUCUGUUGUUAUUGCAAGCCUUCCGACUUCAACUGUACAUUUACGACAGUCGCACCAACAACCACAUCUAGAACAUCAACCGCCUAUCCUUCCACCACUAAGACAGCCACCACAACAGAGAUGCCAACCACCACAACCAUGCCAACAACCACAACUAUGGAGCCAACCACGACUACCAUGCUGCCAACAACCACUACAAUGAUACCAACGACUCCUAUUCAUGAAUGUGUUGAACCUCUGCGAAACAUAAAAGAUCGUUUGGAAAGUGAUCGUAGUAUUGAUGAUGGUGAAGAUGCCUCUGAGACUUAUAUCGGAUCAACUGGAUGGAAUCCAAGCAUCGAAUCUUUCCUCCAGGCUGCAUAUUCACAACCACUGAGGGUAACAGGCGUUGAAAUCAACAGCCAGAGGGCUGCAACUAUACGAUUCACUGUCUCGUAUACACAACGAGGAAGUGAUGCUGUAGAACAGAUCACUGAUGAUAAUGGCAAUCCAGUGGUGUUUGAGAAGGAGCUUACUGGAAAUCGUGUGACAGACAGACUACUUUUCUCUGAUGUAGGAAUUCUUGAUGUAACUUCCAUCAAGAUCACUUUGACAUAUGUUCCAAAUGAAAGCAUCUCAGUGUCCUUUGAAUUUGUUGGUUGCAUUGAAGAGGUGUACACAACCAGGAUGCCGACAACAGAGAUGCCAACCACCACAACCAUGAAGCCAACAACUACAACAGAGAUGCCAACCACCAUCACCACCACCGUGAUGCCAACCACUACGACCAUGAUGCCAACAACUACAACAAUGAUGCCAACCACCACAGCAGAGAUGCCAACCACUACAACCAUGGUGCCAACAACCACAACCAUGGAGCCAACCACCACAACCGUGUUGCCAACAACCACUACAAUGAUACCAACGACUCCUAUUCAUGAAUGUGUUGAGCCUCUGCGAAACAUAAAAGAUCGUUUGGAAAGUGAUCGUAGUAUUGAUAAUGGUGAGGAUGCCUCUGUGACUUAUAUCGGAUCAACUGGAUGGAAUCCAAGCAUUGAAUCUUUCCUCCAGGCUGAUUAUUCACAACCACUGAGGGUAACAGGCGUUGAAAUCAACAGUCAGAGGGCUGAAAUUAUACGAUUCACUGUCUCGUAUACACAACGAGGUAGUGAUGCUGUAGAACAGAUCACUGAUGAUAAUGGCAAUCCAGUGGUGUUUGAGAAGGAGCUUAGUGGAAAUCGUGUGACAAACAGACUACUUUUCUCUGGUGAAGGAAUUCUUGAUGUAACCUCCAUCAAGAUCACUUUGACAGAUGUUCCAAAUGAGGACAUCUUCGUAUCCUUUGAAUUUGUUGGUUGUAUUGAAGAGGUGUACACAACCAGGAUGCCGACAACAGAGAUGCCAACCACCACAACCAUGAAGCCAACAACUACUACAGAGAUGCCAACCACCACAACCGUGAUGCCGACAACAACAACUAUGAUACCAACAACCACUGAAGUAAUCACUACUACCAUAGUAUGCAGUGAAGAAUGUAAUUGUGAUGCAGGAUGUGAACAUCUUGGUACCAGUGACCGAUUGCCUUGUCCCGAUAAUCCACAAUGCGAGCAUUGCCCCUGUGAAAGUGGGUAUUAUCGAGAUAAUAUUUGGGGAACAAAAUUGUGUAUUCGUACCACCAAUGAGUGUCCGUGUGAAUAUAAUGGACAAACGUAUGCCUAUAAUGAAGAAUUCUGGGAAGGUGAUUGCUCUAGAUGUAUUUGCAAUUCAGAGGGUGUGACUUACUGCGAAGACGAUUGUGCCCUGACUGAAGAACAUUGUAGCUCGAUUGGAAUGGUGCUUUCACAAGCACAAGAAACAUGCUGCGAAUGUUUGCCACAAACAACCACACUAACAACAACUAUUGUUACAACUGAGGAACCAACAACCACUGUGCAGACUACUACUACUGAAACUACAACAACAAGACCACGAACAACUACAAUGCUGCCAACAACGACUACAAUAAUGCCAACAACGUCUGUAACAACAGAACAUCCAACAACCACAGUUACUACUGUAACCGAGACAACAACUAAACUAGCAACAACUCUGUAUACAACAAAAGAAAGUACAACUGAAAAAACUACAAUUGUUACAACUCCAAAACCAACGACAACAACAGAGAUGCCAACAACAACAACAACCAUGAUGCCUACCACCACAACUAUGAUUCCGACCACAACAACAGAGAUGCCGACCACCACAACCAUGAUGCCUACCACCACAACCACCAUGAUGCCGACUACCACUACAGAGAUGCCAACUACCACAACAAUGAUACCGCCAACUACUCCUCUUUAUGAAUGUGUUGAGCCUCUGCGAAACAUAAAAGAUAGUUUGGAAAGUGAUCGUAGUAUUGAGAAUGAUGAGGAUGCCUCUGAGACUUAUAUCGGAUCAAAUGGAUGGAAUCCAAGAAUUGAUUCUUUCCUUAAAGCUGUGUAUUCACAACCAUUAAGAGUAACAGGCGUUGAAAUCAAUAGUCAGAGUGCUGUAACUGUACGAUUCACUGUCUCUUAUACACAACGGGGUAGUGAUGCUGUAAAAGAGAUCACUGAUGAUAAUGGCAAUCCAGUGGUGUUUGAGAAGGAACUUACCGGAAAUCGUGCGACAGACAGACUACUGUUUUCUGGUGAAGGAAUUCUUGAUGUAACUUCCAUCACGAUUACUUUGGAAUAUGUUCCCGAUGAGGACAUCUUGGUAUCCUUUGAAUUUGUUGGUUGUAUUGAGCAAGAGUAUACAUCCAUCAAGCCAACAACUACAACAGAAUUGCCAACUACCACAAUGGAGAUGCCAACAACUACAACUAAGAUGCCGACAACCACAACGGAAAUGCCAACAACUACAACUGAGAUGCCACCAACCACUAGAACCACAGUCAAAACUACUGAAGUUACAACAACUCCAAUGAGUACAUCUGAGAUCACAACUGUGAGGACAACAACCAUGAUACCAACAACCACAACAACGAUGCCAACAACGACCACCAUGACCUCAACAGUCACAACAGAGACGCCAACAACGACUACCAUGACUCCAACAAUGACAACAGAGCUACCAACAACCACGACAAUGGUCCCAACAACUACAGCGGAGAUGCCAACCACUACGACAGAGAUGCCAACAACUACAACAGAAAUGCCAACGACCACGUUCACAACUAUGAUUACAACUGAACCAGUUACCACAACAGUUCUACCAACAACAACACAGACAUCAACAUUCACGACAGUUACAACACCAGCACCUACAACUACAAUAGUUGAGACUACAACAAGCAAGUUAACAACUACAGUAGAACCAACUGAAGGACCAUGUAGAAAGUCUCUAGGAAUUGACGCUUUGGAGUCUCCUCUUGAUGUCAAGCGCUACCUGCAAAAUGUUUUGGAUAGUGAUGAUUCAAGUAUUAUCGAUAGUAGAAACCCUUGGUCACCAGAGGUUAGUGCAGAAGAUGAUCUUCCAGAGGUUAGCGUUGUCUUUAGUAAGCCGAUUGAGUUAAUGGCAAUUGCUAUCCAAGGUGAUGGGUCUAAGGUUGCAACAGUGUUUACUGUAGAGUACCAGGAACCAAAUGAUGAUCAAUGGCUGCCAUUCAAAGACCAGGUCGAUGAUGUUCUACCAAAGGAGUUCGAAAUUGAACAACGGAAUGACAAUUCUGAAGUCGUUGAGUUUGACGUAGAGAUUGAUAUGGUGAAGGCUCUUAGAAUUUCUGUCAAAGAAUGGUCAGAUUCUGGACUAAGUUUACGAAUCGACGUCAUUGGCUGUUUAGCUGAGGUUGUGACAACCACAGAAACCAUAACAACUAAACAGUCUACUACUGUUUCACCAACAACCACCCACGUAAUGACAACAGAAAAAGCCACGACUGUCUUACCAACAACCAGAACAACCACAGAAUCUACAACUAUGGCAAUUACUACACCUAUGGAAACAACAGAGGGACCUUGUUCUGAAGAGUUGACUGAACUUGGGGAAGAAGGUGAGCGUACAACAAGCCCAGGUGAAGGAUCAACUUCUAUGGAAGGCGAGUCACCAUUCAAAGCAGAUUCAAUUCUUGAUAUCUGGGCUGUAACCACCUUCCCCUCGCCUGUCCAGUUGUCAGCUGUUGUUUUCAAAUCAAGUGAUGUUGAUGUUUUUAUCACAAAUGUCGAGAUAACAUUCUUCAGAGAUGAUAUGCCUAUCGAGACUAGAAAUGAAUAUGAGGUUGUAUUUAAAAAUGAUGUCGCGCGUGUAAAACUAGCAGGAUUGGUUGGUCCUUUGGACUCUGUACGUAUAAAAGUAACAGGAUCAAGUGUUCAAGAGGAGUCUCCAACUUUGCAAUUCAAAUUCCUUGGCUGUAAAGUCGAGGUUACCACCGAAUCUACGACAAUUUCUACCACUGAGGUUACAACCAGAAUGUCAACCACUCCAGUACGUACCACAACUGUUACAACCACCAAGACCACACCAUAUGUUACCACAGAGGAGGUCACCACUAUAUCGCCAACCACGACUGUAACCACGAUAUCAACAAUGACACCAUCAGAAACGACUACAAAGAUGACCACGACAACACCGACAGAAACAACCGUAGUGACCACAACAGAAACACCAACGACAACGAUGUCAACAACAAGAACUACAUCAGUGAUGACUACAGAGCAGUAUUGUACUUACAAUGGUGUCAGAUAUGCGCCUGGUGAUAGUGUACCUUCUGAUGACCCUUGUGAUACAAUCAUAUGUACUUAUGACGGAAUCGAAGUUGCUUCUAUCCAAUGCGAUGUGAUUGAAUGUGUUGAUGGCACAUUAUUUACCUAUGAAGGUGAUUGCUGUCCAACAUGCGUGAAUGAUAAGUGCAAAGUCUAUGAAGAAUACGAUGAAAACUUCACUAUAGAUGAGUGUGUAUCAGAUCAACCACUCCUUAAAACAUCAUGCGUUGGACGCUGUGAAUCAACCAGCAAUGCCACUACGAUGGCUCCUUACUUCAGUUCACAUUGUAACUGUUGUAAACCAGCUUCCUUUACAACACAAACCUUGGAACUUACCUGCCCAGGUGAGAAGCAGCAGACGUUCGAAUACUACGUCAUAGAAUCAUGUAGCUGUGAUAUUUGCGAGUACGAUGUCCCUGCAACUGAGUUACCAAAUAUUGGAUUUGUAGGCGGAUACCAAACAGGACCUUAAUGUGAUUACCUAAGUGAUGAAAUGAAUUUAUAUUAGUUUAGUGUUAUUAAAUUUAAAUUUUUAAACAGAUUAAGUAUAAUACGAAUAGUCUAUUUCGUGAAUACUACUUGGAUAAAAAGACUAAUUGUCAUUGUUCCCGAAACUCAUAGACUUUCAACAUCACAAUUAAUUUUGUGUAUGUCAAAUAUUUAUUAAAAGAAAAGAAGCAUCGUACAUGCUGUAUAAUUUUUCACUAAUAUCAGAAAAUAUUGUACGUUAUAUAAACAGUUCACGUUUUUUCAAACAGUAUUAAAGAUUAGGUUGUAUUUGUUUGAGCAUUAAAUACCCUUCUAAGCAUUUA